Messenger RNA from Trichogramma pretiosum, 4070 nucleotides. RefSeq names its product xanthine dehydrogenase/oxidase-like. The coding region runs from base 76 to 3930 and encodes 1284 amino acids. The record is from RefSeq and is a predicted model, not a curated record. Gene Ontology annotation, molecular function: iron ion binding; 2 iron, 2 sulfur cluster binding; FAD binding. The transcript is spliced from 24 exons. Lineage: Eukaryota; Metazoa; Arthropoda; Insecta; Hymenoptera; Trichogrammatidae.
GCGACGAAGUCGAUUGACUUUCGCUUCGGUUCAGUGAUGCAAAAAUAGUUGUUUGCAAGUGUUACAUAUAAAGAAAUGGGUCAAACAGAGAGCUUACAUUCAAAUUCAUCGAUAUCUAAAAAAGUUGAUAAAGAUGGUUCCGAUAGCAUCCAAUUCACAAUAAACGAUGUUCCGCACAUAGUUCAUAGCAAUCAAAAAGCGUAUGUAUCUCUGAACGUGUACAUUCGCGAUGUAGCUAAUCUCAAAGGUACCAAAUCUAUGUGCUUGGAAGGAGGAUGUGGUGCUUGCAUUGUGGCAGCACAAAUCAGAAAUUCAGAUAUUAUUUCAGUAAAUUCUUGUCUAGUUCCGGUAUUGCUCUGCGACGGCUGGAAAAUAACGACUACCGAAGGAUUGGGAAAUAAAAAAUCGGGAUACCAUACUCUGCAAGCCGCCUUGGCUGGGAUGAAUGGAUCGCAGUGUGGCUAUUGUUCGCCGGGUUGGGUAAUGAGCAUGUACAGUGUGAUUCAAAAUAAAAAAAUAAAGAUGGAAGAAGUCGAGAAUUCGUUCGCGAGUAAUAUCUGCAGAUGCACCGGUUACAGACCCAUUUUGGACGCUUUCAAAAGUUUCGCCGUUGAUGCUCCACCAACGUCGAGAAAAAUUCAAGAUAUUGAGGAUAUGUAUAAUGUGAGCGGUUGUAAAAAAUGUACCAAAAAAAUAUGCAAUAACAGUUGUGAAAAAAUGGAAAUUAUUUACCAAUCUAGUUUUCCCAGAUCAUUAGAGUUAAAAUUUCACGAGGUAAUUUUUCAUAAAGUCUUAGAUAUCAAAGAUAUAUUUGAAAUUUUUCAAAAAUACCCUAAAGCGUCGUACAUAUUAAAUGGUGGAAAUACGGGACACGGAGUUUACAGAACAAAAAAUAUUCAAGUAUGCAUCGAUAUUAAUGACGUACAAGAUUUACACAGGGUUGUUAAAGAUGAAAAGGUGUUGACUCUUGGAGCAAAUGUUUCACUUUCUACUGCCAAGUCGACCUUUGAGAAAUUUAUGACCGAUAAAAAUUUUUCGUAUUUGAAACAAAUGGCUGAACAUAUUGAUUUAGUAGCAAGUAUACCAAUAAGAAACAUUGGUACGAUAGGUGGAAAUUUAAUGAUGAAAAAUCAUCAUAACGAAUUCCCAUCGGAUAUUUUUUUAAUAUUUGAAACUGCUGGAGCAAAAAUUCAUAUUCUCGACUCUCCAAGUUUAAAAAACAUCAUUACCUUCGUGGAAUUUUUGAAGUUGAAAAUGCAUAUGAAAUUAAUGUAUAGUAUAGAACUUCCUGCACUUGAUGAACAAUAUCAUUAUAAAUCAUACAAAAUAAUGCCAAGAGCUCAGAAUGCACAUGCAAUUAUAAAUGCAGGAUUUCUGUUCAAGUUAGAUCAUAAUGGUCAAGUUUUGGAAAAGCCUAAUAUACUAUUUGGAGGAAUCAAACCCGAAUUUUUACAUGCAUCCGAAACAGAACAAUUUUUCAUAGGCAAACAUUUGUUCAAUAAUAACGACUUAUCGAAUGGAUUGAAAUUACUGUAUUCAGAGCUAGAACCCGAUUACGUGUUGCCAGAUUAUAAAGCCAAUUUCCGAAAACUUCUGGCAACAUGUCUUUUUUAUAAGUUCGCAUUAUCUAUCAACUCAAAUGCCAUCAACUCAAAAUUAAAAAGUGGUGGUACUUUGUUGCAACGAGGAUUAUCAUCAGGAAGACAAGAUUUUGAUACUGAUCGUAAUAUAUGGCCUGUCAAUCAACCAAUACCAAAAAUAGAAUCCCUUUAUCAAACAUCUGGAGAGGCUGAAUAUAUCAACGAUAUACCGAUAAAAAAUAAUGAAGUUUUUUGUGCAUUAACCCUAGCAGAAGCUCCAGGCAUUUUAGAGCGAAUUGAUUACCAAGAAGCACUGGACAUUAAUGGCGUCAUUGCUUUUUACUGUGCUAAAGAUGUUCCGGGAAAAAAUGCUUACAUUAAUUCGGUCAAUCAAUAUUUCUUCCUUGAAGAGGAUGAACUCCUUUUUGCUGAAAAUGAAGUUUCUUAUGCGGGUCAACCUUACGGCAUGAUUGUUGCAGAAAAUCAAAAUGUAGCUCUUUACGCCGCUUCUUUGGUAAAAAUCGUUUACCCAAAAGGACCAAGACAGAAACCUAUGAUUACAGUUCACGAUGUCAUAGCGAGCAAUGAUAAAACCCGAAUGAAUUGUGCAGUUGAUUGGCCAGCUAAAGAGCCAGCUGGAACAAAUGUUAAGCACACAUUUAAGGGUUUUUACGAAUGUGGAACGCAAUAUCAUUUUACAAUGGAAAGUCAAAGUUGCGUUUGUGAACCCGUCGAAGAUGGCAUAAAUAUUUAUCCAGCUACGCAAUGGAUGGAUUUGAUUCAAGCCAACGUAGCAACAUUACUUAACCUGCCGAUGCACAGUGUGAAUGUGAAAGUUCGUAGACUAGGAGGCUCUUACGGAGCGAAAAUCAGUCGCUCCUCACAAAUCGCUUGUGCUUGCGCCUUGGCUUGCCAUAAGCUGAAUCGACCGGCGCGUAUGGUCUUAACGAUCGAGGAUAACAUGCGUGCCCUCGGAAAGCGUACAUCCUCGUUUAUGGAGUACGAAGUCAGUACCGAUGACAGUGGCAAAAUUCAGCAAAUGGACGUAAAUUACUGGGGCAAUGUCGGGGCUUCUUUCAACGAGAGUCAUUCGAUGCUUACGGCUCAUCAUUUUUACAAUUGCUAUGAUUUUUCUACCUGGUCAAUCAAAGGCUUCGAUGUUAAAACUAACUUGCCAGGCAAUACUUGGUGCCGAGCGCCUGGAUCUACUGAAGGCAUUGCAACAGUGGAACAAAUAAUGGAUAGAAUAGCCAAAAUUACUAAACAAGACCCAAUAAAUGUUAGAAUCAUAAACAUGAAUGAAGAAGAUAAAACUGCUUUAGUGCCGAUGAUCGAAGAGCUCAAAAAGACUUCCGAUUAUGAUAAUCGCGUAGCACUCGUGAAAGAAUAUAAUCAGAAUAAUAGGUGGAAAAAGAAAGGAAUAUCAAUGGUACCUAUGAAAUACCCACUUUGGAUUUUCGGCCAAUAUCACUCUUUAGUAUCGAUUUAUGCAAGAGAUGGAACGGUUUCAAUAACCCACGCUGGAAUUGAAAUGGGUCAAGGAAUCCAUACAAAAGUUGCCCAAGUAGCUGCUCAUAUAUUGGGAAUCGAUUUAAAAAUGAUCAAUGUUAAGCCAUCUAUAAGUUGGACAACACCCAACAGUUUUGUUACCGGUGGCAGUUUGGGUAGCGACACUCUAGGCUAUGCAACACUUAGAGCAUGCAAAAUACUUUUGGAAAGAUUGCAACCCAUUAAAGAUUCUUUAGGUGGUAAACCCAAAUGGGAGGAAUUGAUAAUGGCAGCUCAUAAUAAAAAUGUCGAUCUGUGCGCUUCUUUCAUGUUUAAUGCUGAACAAGAUGUAAAAAACUAUUCGAUAUACGGAGUCACGGUAUCAGAAGUCGAAAUCGAUGUCUUGACUGGCCAACAUGUGAUAAGUCGUGUCGAUAUACUCGAAGAUGCUGGUGUAAGUUUAAGCCCUGAGAUUGAUGUUGGACAAGUUGAGGGGGCAUUCGUAAUGGGCAUAGGGUUCUGGACCAGUGAAGAAUUAAUUUAUGAUCCAGAAACAGGAGGGUUAACUAAUUACAGGACAUGGAAUUAUAAAGUACCAGGGGCGAAGGACAUUCCAGUCGAUUUCCGAGUUUCAUUUCGUCGAAAUGCCCCGAAUCCUCUCGGAGUUUUGAGCUCAAAAACUGCUGGCGAGCCACCUUUGUGCAUGAGCUGCUCUAUUCCGUUGGCUAUACGACAAGCUUUGGACUCGGCUCGAGCUGAUGCUGGAAACAGCGAUACUUGGUAUCAGCUUGACAAUCAACUAAGCACAGAAAAGAUUUUACUCAGCAGUUUAACGAAAGUUGAAGACUUGCAAUUGAAUUGAUCGUAUUGUAUGAAAUAAAUUAAAUUAAUAAUCCUGAAUUAUACGAAACAACACUUACCUUUAUUUCUCAUGAAAAAGAACCAAAAGUUUUUUCAUAGAUGCGGUCUGUAACAAACAUAAUUAUAAUUAAAAAAACUUGA